AUGUUUGGCAUUCUUUUUGGCUGGACAAAAGCUUCAAAAUGCAAAAAGGCUAUAAAAAGAGCAAGAUUCAGACUCAUACAAUUGAAGAACAAGAGGCAAUCAAUAGCAAUGCAAUUGCGCAAAGACUUGGCCGACUUAAUACUCAAUGGCCAUGAAAAAAUUGCUAUCCAAAGAGUUGAGAAGCUCAUUCAAGAUGAAAGCCUAAUUGCUGCAUAUGAAAUGUUGAAUCAUUUCUUUGAUUUUAUCCUUAAACAACUCUCCUAUAUUAGAAAGAACAAGGACUGUCCAACUGAAAUAAAUGAAGCUGUAUCUAGUGUUAUAUUCGCUUCUUCAAGGUGUGGAGAUUUUCCUGAUCUCUACCACAUCAAGAAGCUCUUCGCACAUCGUUAUGGCGACGAUUUUGCCACCGCAGCUAUCGAGCUUUUACCCGGGAAUCUUGUUAACACAAAGUUAAAAGAGAACCUCUCAGUGAAGUCUGUGCCGGAUGACACUAAGCAUAGAGUGGUUGAUGAAAUUUUCAAGGAAUAUGCCACCCAAAUAGAAGGAACUAAAAUGUAUUCUCCAUCAGAAUUUGAUCAAGAGGUAGAAACAGAUGUCACAAGUGUUAGUUUAUCCAUCACCAAACCAAGUGAUGAAUUUUCUGUGCCAGAAUCCACUUCAUAUGACACCUCAACAUUGGUGUCUCCUAAAAUAUUGCUAGAUAGUGUUGAUGACAUUGAUGAAUGUGAGUAUUUUUCAUCAAAAGAUGCUUGCACCCAACAGGAACAAAGGCUAGUUUUGUUUAAUUCUAGCGAAAGUGACACGGAUCAGGAUGGAUCAAGUAUUGAAUCAAGCUUAAGGUCUUACACAGUGCGUAAUUGUGCAUCGUCGAAGAAAAGAUUAAGAAGAUCACCUUUGCUUGAUAAACAAGGUAGAGUUGAAAUUGGAUACACUUUGUAUUAUCAAACACCAAGUCCACAAUCAAGUUAUCCCAAAAAGAGACUAAAGCAGCACUCCUACUCAGAUUCAUGUGAGAGAAAUAGUUUGGACUUUAACAUGAGUGAAUGCAGCUGCGACUUGGAAAGCCCUUGUUAUUGUUUUGUUUACAAUGAAAUAGAAAUGUUUGAGUACACUGGAAACUCUUCUUCUACCAAUGUUUUCCAUCAAAAGACUUGUGAUUGCUUAACAACAACUCCUUAUUCAAGAGACUUGACUUUGACUAUGCCUUCAAAGUGGAUGGAGAAUUACAAAGAGAAUCAGGCAAUGACAUUUUCAUGUCCUUCUCCACGACCAAAACAUGUUCAUCCAAAGCUACCAGAUUAUGAUGACUUUGUUGCUACAUUCAUGGCUCUUAAGAGAGAGUGCAACCUUAGAAGACAGUAA
Molecule: messenger RNA, 1362 nt
Organism: Vicia faba (fava bean)
Lineage: Eukaryota; Viridiplantae; Streptophyta; Magnoliopsida; Fabales; Fabaceae
Source: the annotation of a GenBank genome assembly